This is a messenger RNA of Sclerotinia trifoliorum, 1914 nucleotides long. NCBI's taxonomy places the organism in Eukaryota, Fungi, Ascomycota, Leotiomycetes, Helotiales, Sclerotiniaceae. The record is from the annotation of a GenBank genome assembly.
UUAACCAAGGCCCAUAUCCGGACAAAGACAAAUCAAGUUCCUUUACCAACCUUGGAAGUAAUAACAAGUCACCCAGGUUAUUGAACAAUCUCACGAGACCAAGGCAAGUGCAUGAAAGUGGCACAUCCGACAACUUACCGAUAACGUUACCACUCUAUCGCUCAGAUAAGGAUUGACCGACCUUCUUGUCUGGCAGCUGGCAGAACAAACCAAAAUCAACUCUUCCACGCAAACUUUAUAACUCCACCAUUACCUAUUCUUCCAAUCUGCAAAAAAAUACUUACAUUGAAUACCUGAUCAAUCAAUAAUAAUACUCCAGGAAACAGAAAGUCAAGAUGUCUAGCCCUAGACGUAGGAUUGAGACUGAUGUGAGUAAUGUCUCAAUGGCAGUGCACUUAGAUGAAUGAGUUGGAAGACUAACGUCUGUUUUCUGAUCUAUAGGUCAUGAAGUAUGUAUUUUCUCUUCAACUACUUGUUAUUAAAGCUCUUAGCUAACACCAUGACUAUAGGAUGUAUGCGAUACCUUUUCAUAGCCCAUCCGAUCGAUCUUAUGCUUCAAUACUUACCAGGAGUAUAGGUUGAUGUCGGAUUAUGAGGUAACUCUUGUGAAUGACAAUAGUGAGUUUGAAACUUAUCUGCACAGUCUGAAUCUCCCUAACCUCUGUCCAGUGUAUGUACUACUGAGGAGAGCUAUUGAAUCACCCACUCAUAUGUCGGAACAGGCAAGAGUUCUACGUCCGCUUCAAGGGACCAGAAGAGAGUUAGUUCACCUUCCCUUCUUCUUUCAUCACUAUGCCACAUAAACUAAUCACCAUCAACCACAGCGCCAUUUGAAGGCGGCCUCUGGAAAAUCCACGUCGAGCUGCCGGACCAAUAUCCAUACAAAUCCCCCAGUAUUGGCUUCGUGAACCGCAUCUUUCACCCCAAUAUCGAUGAGUUGUAUGCCCUUCCUCACACCACCUCGAUGGUGGAGCAGAUAGCUUACUAAGCCUAUAAUUAGGUCCGGAUCCGUAUGUCUCGAUGUCAUAAAUCAAACUUGGUCACCUAUGUUCGAUAUGAUAAAUAUUUUUGAAGUAUUCCUUCCGCAAUUACUCAGAUAUCCAAAUCCGACGGAUCCUCUAAAUGGAGAAGCGGCGGCAUUGCUCAUGAGAGAUUCGAAGGCAUAUGAUUCAAAGGUCAAAGGUGUGUAUAUCUGGGAAUCGUAUGGAUAGGAUAUGGGUGUAGGAGCUGACGGAAAAUAGAAUAUGUCACGAAAUAUGCGAGUAAAGAUGCAGCAGACGAUGCGGGCGCCGAUGAAUCAGACGACGAUACAAUGUCCUCAGUAGCUAGUUUCGAUGACGAUGAUAAUGAGGAGGCAGCGGGUACGAUGGAGGAAAUUUAAAUACCUUAUCUCGAGCGCUUUCGCUACAGAAGCUCUCGCCUGCAGAUCGAAAUGGAUGACGAAUGAUGGACAUUUAUAAAGGCAUACGCAUUCUACGCAUAUUUUCACAGGUGUUCAUAUGGCAUGGUUAUGGAUAAUAUUUCAAUGGAUAUUGACUUUGAGGCAGCUUUUGGGCUUAGGAGUUUUAUUGCAAGCAUGUUGGAAGGGAUUCACUUACCCUUUUGUUCGUCUUCUCCUUUUUCUUUUUCUAUGAACUGCGAAUGCGGUUCGACGAGAUGAAAGUGAAUACUUUUUCGGCUUCUACCUCCAGGAUUGGGGGAUUGGUUACCGCGAGCGAAGAAAUCGUGCUACUUUUGAGGUCUUGAGGUGAUUGGAGCAGCAUUUUACGGUAUGAUGGUUGUGGAGUGGAUUGGGUUAUGGAAAUGGAGAUGGGGAAGUUUUAGCGAUUUUACAAUUGCAAACUAACUAAUUAGUUGGUUAGUUUGUUAGCAGCGGAGGGUCAGAAAAUUAAUACAGCAAAUGCCUGAAGUUUU